Messenger RNA from Closterium sp. Naga37s-1, 1527 nucleotides. NCBI's taxonomy places the organism in Eukaryota, Viridiplantae, Streptophyta, Zygnematophyceae, Desmidiales, Closteriaceae. The record is from the annotation of a GenBank genome assembly.
AUGGCGGAAAUUAUGUUUGAGACUUUCAAUGUGCCGGCGAUGUAUGUCGCCAUUCAGGCUGUGCUUGCCCUGUACUCCAGCGGUCAUACCACGGGUCUUGUUCUGGACUCCGGUUAUGGCGUGUCCCGCGCCGUCCCCGUAUACGAAGGUCUGGCUCUGCCACAUGCAGUCCUCAGUUUGGAUGUUGGUGGUCGGGAAUUGACUAACCACAUGGAUAAGAUUCUGAAAGAGAGGGGUAUUACCAUUAACAACCCUUCUGACAGGAACAUUGUGGCCGAUCUCAAGGAGAAGCUCGCAUACGUUGCCGUUGAUUUCGAGCAGGAGAUGGCGACUGCGGAGAGCUCGCCAUCGUCUCUGGAAGAAAGCUACGAGCUUCCAGAUGGCACGAUCGCACCCCCAUUACCGUCGCCCUCCCUUACCGUCGCCCUCCCUUCCCGUCGCCCUCCCUUACCGUCGCCCUCCCUUCCCGUCGCCCUCCCUUACCGUCGCCCUCCCUUCCCGUCGCCCUCCCUUACCGUCGCCCUCCCUUCCCGUCGCCCUCCCUUCCCGUCGCCCUCCCUUCCCGUCGCCCUCCCUUCCCGUCGCCCUCCCUUCCCGUCGCCCUCCCUUCCCGUCGCCCUCCCUUCCCGUCGCCCUCCCUUCCCGUCGCCCGCGCACCUUCCCGUCGCCGUCCGUUCUGCUCGUCGCCCUCCCUUCGUCCCCCGUCAAUUCUCUCCCCCCGUCGCCCUCGCUUUCCCCGUCGCCCUGCCAUCCACUGCUCGUCGCCUUCGCCUUCCCUCCCGCCUCCCUUCCCAUCUGCUUCCCCCCAUCCGGUUUUCUGCUUCCCCCCAUCCGGUUUUCUUCUUUCCCCAAUCCGGUUUUCUGCUUCCCCCCAUCCCCUUCCCUGCUUCCCCCCCUCCCCUUCCCUGCUUCCCCCCAUCCCCACCCCUGCUUCCCCCCAUCAGAUUCCCGCCUCGCCCCCAUCCCCCUCCCUGCGACCCCUCAUCCCCCUUCCCUGCUUCCCCCCAUCCCCCUUCCCUGCUUCCCCCCAUCCCGUGCCCUGCUUCCCCCCAUCCCCUGCCCUGCUUCCCCCCAACCCCCUCCCUGCGUCCCCCCAUCCUCUUCGUUCUUUCCCCUUAUCCCAAGCCCUGCUUCCCCCCAUCCGGUUUUCUGCUUCCCCCCCUCCCCUUCCCUGCUUCCCCAUGUCCCCUCCCCACCUUCCCCAUGUCCCCUGCCCUGCUGUCCUGCUUCCCCCCCUCCCCUUCCCUGCUUCCCCCCAUCCCCUUCCCUGCUUCCCCCCCUCCCCUUCCCUGCUUCCCCCCAUCCCCACCCCUGCUUCCCCCCAUCCCCUGCCCUGCUUUCCCCCAUCAGAUUCCCGCCUCGCCCCCAUCCCCCUCCCUGCGACCCCUCAUCCCCCUUCCUGCCAGUGUCCCCCCAUGCACGCCCUCCCCUUCCCCCGUCGAAAUCACUCCCCUUCCUCGUCUAGUUCUCUCCCCGCCCCUCUCCACUUUCCUGCCCCCCCCCCCCCCCCUCCCCGCACAUGCAUGA